This is a messenger RNA of Penicillium argentinense, 372 nucleotides long. RefSeq names its product putative ssDNA binding protein Ssb3. The coding region runs from base 1 to 372 and encodes 123 amino acids. Lineage: Eukaryota; Fungi; Ascomycota; Eurotiomycetes; Eurotiales; Aspergillaceae. Gene Ontology annotation, biological process: nucleotide-excision repair; base-excision repair; DNA replication. Gene Ontology annotation, cellular component: site of double-strand break; nucleus; DNA replication factor A complex. The transcript has 3 exons. The record is from RefSeq and is a predicted model, not a curated record. Gene Ontology annotation, molecular function: single-stranded DNA binding; damaged DNA binding.
AUGUCUCUUCAAACGCCCCGCAUCCUCCCCUCCCACCUGAACGCCUUCCACCCCUCCAGCUCCGGCCAGCGCUCAACGCACACCAUUCGCAUUCUCGGCACCGUGAGCGCACUCCGCGGCGACCACGCGACUAUCACAUGUGGGAAGAAUGGCGAUGUCACACUUAUCCUGAAGCCGGAUUCGCACCUGCAAAUGGGGAAGCUGAUUGAAGUUGUUGGCAAGGUUACUGAUCUGGAUGACGGACAGGGUCUUGGUGUUCGGGUUUUGGGAACGACGGACUGGGGUAACCCCGCUGAUUCUGACUACCGAACCUAUGAGCAAGUCGUCGAAGCCACGCACCGCUUCAAGUCCAUUUUCUAUGAUGCUGAAUGA